This is a messenger RNA of Hippocampus comes (tiger tail seahorse), 2207 nucleotides long. It is a transcript of the gene tcea3, whose product is annotated as transcription elongation factor A (SII), 3. The transcript has 20 exons. Gene Ontology annotation, biological process: DNA-templated transcription; transcription elongation by RNA polymerase II. Gene Ontology annotation, molecular function: nucleic acid binding; zinc ion binding. Lineage: Eukaryota; Metazoa; Chordata; Actinopteri; Syngnathiformes; Syngnathidae. The coding region runs from base 139 to 2175 and encodes 678 amino acids. Gene Ontology annotation, cellular component: nucleus. The record is from RefSeq and is a predicted model, not a curated record.
GGCGGUCGCGGACACGCCCUCUGUCUGAAUGGAGCGCGCUGUGCGUAAAGUCCGAUCUGCGGCCGAGUGCAACUUUAAUUGGCUUCUCUUUCACACAUUUCAGCAUUUGUAAUCGCGCACGUUGAUUUCGAUACAGCCAUGACGCGGGAGGAAGACUUAACCCGGAUUGCCAAGAAGUUGGAAAAGAUGGUGUCUCGAAAUAACACGGAAGGUGCCAUGGACCUGCUGAAAGAGCUCAAAAGUUUCAAUAUGACACUUAAACUCCUUCAGGAGACGAGGAUCGGCAUGUCUGUGAAUAGCAUCAGGAAACACUGCCCAGACGAAGAGGUCGUCGCUUUGGCAAAAAUCCUCAUUAAGGAAUGGAAAAGACUUUUGGACUUCAGCCGUCCUCAAACGGAGAAAGCGGCACAAGAGAAGAAUGAUUUGGACUCCUGCAAAGCAGCAAUGUCUCCAAAGAGCUCACCCAGGAGAUUGGACAUCAAACAGAGACAAGAUUCAGUACCGGAUGCAAAUCAAUCCAUUACAGACAUGCAAGGAAAACAUACUGAUGAGCCCAAGAAUAAAAAGGGCCACCGAGACGCGAACGGGGUUGAAAAGCAUCUGUAUGAGAAACGACUAAAAGAAAUUGUUACAGAAGAAAGUAAAAAGCCAAGAGAAGCAGAAAACAACCAGCUUGAGAAGAAACAGAAGCAUGAACCGGACCACCUAAAAGAGAUCAGAGAGCGUGAGGAGUCCAAAAAAGUCAACGGCUGGAAACCCAAAGAGGAGAACAGACCUGAGAGGCUGAUGAACAAAUUUCCAGACCAACCUGUCGGCAAUGCCUACAAGGAGAAGUCUGCAGGUGUCCAAAAGCCAAUCUUUGAAAGGAGAGGAGUAUUGGACAGCAGCAUUCUCUAUCCCUCCCGCUUCCCCUCACCUCCACGCCCCGCUCGGCCUCCUCUCCCGAUCAAGCGCCCCUCUGUGGAUGGGAAGAGAGAGAGGAAGGAUGGUAAAGACUCCUCGCUUGGGCGCUCUCAUGCUUCAGGGCUCACCUCCCCCACGGCUAAGCGCCCUUCAUUGGAAGCUAAGGAGAGGAAAGUUCCAAAAGACCCAAACGCUGCGCGGGCUCCGCUUUCUUUUAAUCUCCAGCCCCCACCGCCAAGAAAAGAGCCCCCAGAUCCAAAUGCUCCCCUGCCUCCACUGCCUCUUCAUCUUCACCCUCCACCCGCGCCAAAGCGCCCCUCGCUGGAUGGGACAAAGGAGAGGAAGGACUCCUCACACUCUAAAAUUGCCUCCCAGAAGACGUCAGACUGUGUGAAGAGAGACAGGAAAGACAGUUUGGAUAGCAAAGUGGCUAAAAAACCAUCAAUGGAUGCUAGAAAAGAAAGGAAGAACUCCCUUGACUCUAAAUUAAGCCAGCCAGUGAAACACCAUAAAACUACUACCAACCCUGACAGGCGGGAGUCUGAGUCAAAGCCAAACAGCCUUUCACCUCCUACAAAGAAGCUGACGUCUGAAAGGCGAGAGUCUCAAGGCUCAAAAGCCUCUCAGCCUGGACCUCAACAAAGGAAGCAAUCCACUGACCACAAUGAAAGAAAGGGCAAAACCGAAACGCCUAAAACUCCAACAACGCCCACCAGCCCCAUGUCACCUGGCUUGGCCUCCGGUGGGGGUCCAUUAUCACCUCACCUGACUACUGGAGACUCUGUCCGCGACAAGUGCAUCGAGAUGCUGGCUGCUGCCUUGCGCACCGACAAUGACUACAAAGACUUUGGAACUAACUGUGACAGCAUGGCAGCAGAGAUUGAAGAUCAUAUCCACCAGGAGAUUAAGGCCACCGACAUGAAAUAUAAGAACAGAGUGAGAAGCCGCAUCAGUAACCUAAAGGACCCAAAGAACCCUGGUCUGCGCAGGAACGUUCUCGUAGGAAGCAUUGAUUUGAAACGCAUUGCCAUCAUGAGCGCUGAGGAAAUGGCAAGCGACGAGCUUAAACAACUGAGGAACGUCCUCACCCAGGAGGCCAUCAGGGAGCACCAAAUGGCCAAAACCGGGGGAACCACCACCGACCUGCUGCAGUGCGGCAAGUGCAAAAAGAAGAACUGCACAUACAAUCAAGUGCAGACACGCAGCGCUGACGAGCCCAUGACCACAUUUGUCCUAUGCAACGAGUGUGGGAACCGCUGGAAGUUCUGCUGAUGCCUUCUUGGUGAAAUAAACUUUUUUUCUGG